GGGAGGUCCGGACAGUGGCGGCCAUGGGACUCACGGCCCCGUCCCAGCUCCCUCUAAGGAUCCUCAGGAGCUUCUACUAAUAAGGGAGUUUACUGGCCAUGACUGAGAAUUUUGAGGACUUCUUGACUUUGUCAUUUACGUUGCUUGAGUAGGGACGUUUUACAGUUUGCUUAACAUGUAUCGCUCGGAGAGAGAAUUCACCAGAUUUUUACAGCCUCUCUUCACUUAUAGAAGCCAAGAUUCAAGUCCACACUGAAAGGGCACUUGUACAGGAAAGGCCUACAUAAGUAAAAGAAGGAUCCCAAAAAGAGAAGGGAGCAGUUUGAGUAUAACUACCCUUGAAUAAGGAAGGAGAAACGGGAUUGUCUGCAGCAUGAGCUCCAGGUAACACUUGAAGAGAGUGUUCUUAAAAGUGACAGAAGACACAUUUCUUAACAGGCUUGCUCUGAGAACUGAUCGUGAACCACCUCAGCAUGGCCAAUAGAAGAGGAGGUGGGCAAGGCCAGCCUCCUUCAGCGUCUCCUUCCCCCGGUAGCUCUGGAAGUCUUUCCACUGAUAGGACCUGCACUCAUAAUAUAUGCAUGGUGUCUGACUUUUUCUACCCAAACAUGGGAGGUGUGGAAAGCCACAUUUACCAGCUCUCUCAGUGCCUCAUUGAGAGGGGGCACAAAGUCAUAACUGUCACCCAUGCUUAUGGAAAUCGAAAGGGCGUCCGUUACCUCACCAAUGGCCUCAAAGUUUACUAUUUGCCUCUGAGAGUCAUGUACAACCAAUCUACAGCCACGACUCUCUUUCACAGUCUGCCAUUGCUCAGGUACAUAUUUGUUCGGGAGAGAAUUACGAUAAUCCAUUCCCACAGUUCUUUCUCUGCCAUGGCCCAUGAUGCUCUCUUCCACGCCAAGACAAUGGGGCUUCAGACAGUCUUCACAGACCAUUCCCUUUUUGGAUUUGCUGAUGUCAGCUCGGUGCUUACAAACAAGCUUCUUACUGUGUCUCUUUGUGACACAAACCACAUCAUUUGUGUCUCUUACACUAGUAAGGAGAACACUGUACUCAGAGCAGCACUGAAUCCUGAAAUAGUGUCCGUCAUUCCUAACGCUGUAGAUCCUACUGACUUCACUCCAGAACCAUUUAGGAGGCAUGAUAGUGUAAUAACUGUUGUUGUUGUCAGCAGACUUGUUUACAGAAAAGGGACUGAUUUGCUUAGUGGUAUAAUACCUGAACUCUGUCAGAAAUACCAAGAAUUAAACUUCCUGAUUGGAGGAGAGGGACCAAAGAGGAUCAUUUUGGAAGAAGUCCGGGAGAGAUACCAGCUGCACGACAGGGUGCAACUUUUGGGAGCUUUAGAACACAAGGAUGUUAGAAAUGUCCUAGUUCAAGGACAUAUUUUUCUUAACACCUCCCUCACGGAAGCAUUCUGCAUGGCAAUCGUGGAAGCCGCCAGUUGUGGUUUGCAGGUCGUCAGCACAAAGGUUGGUGGGAUUCCUGAAGUCCUUCCAGAAAGUCUUAUUAUUUUAUGUGAGCCUUCAGUAAAAUCUUUGUGUGAAGGUCUGGAAAAAGCCAUUUUCCAAGUGAAGUCGGGGACAUUGCCUGCUCCAGAAAAUAUCCACAAUGUAGUGAAGACUUUCUACACCUGGCGGAACGUGGCAGAGAGAACUGAAAAAGUGUAUGAGCGAGUGUCAAAGGAAACCGUGUUGCCAAUGCACAAGAGAUUGGACAGGCUCAUCUCUCACUGUGGCCCAGUGACAGGCUACAUUUUUGCUUUGCUGGCCGUGCUCAGCUAUCUCUUCCUCAUUUUCCUGCAAUGGAUGACUCCAGACUCUGUCAUUGAUGUUGCAAUAGAUGCUACUGGGCCAAGGAGAGCCUGGACUCAUCAGUGGCCUCGUGAUAAGAAAAGAGAUGAGAAUGAUAAAGUAUCCAAAAGCAGGUAGAAGCAAGCCCAAAUUAACAAGUCCUAUUAGAUACUUGCAAUAGUCCUGUUAGCAUUUGAAAAUAAUUUUGCUCAUUGUUUUUGGGUUUUCGAGUUGGUUUUGUAAAUUAUGCUACCUCUGUAUCGUUCACUUUUGUUUUUGAAAAAAGAUACUUAUGCAAUUCCUGA
Molecule: messenger RNA, 2098 nt
Organism: Rattus rattus (black rat)
Lineage: Eukaryota; Metazoa; Chordata; Mammalia; Rodentia; Muridae
Gene: Piga
Product: phosphatidylinositol glycan anchor biosynthesis class A
Exons: 8
Coding region: 474-1931 (485 amino acids)
Biological process (GO): GPI anchor biosynthetic process
Cellular component (GO): glycosylphosphatidylinositol-N-acetylglucosaminyltransferase (GPI-GnT) complex
Molecular function (GO): phosphatidylinositol N-acetylglucosaminyltransferase activity
Source: RefSeq, a predicted model, not a curated record